Symbiodinium pilosum is the source of this 933-nucleotide messenger RNA. The record is from the annotation of a GenBank genome assembly. Lineage: Eukaryota; Dinophyceae; Suessiales; Symbiodiniaceae.
AUGGAACUCCGGAUCCCUUUUCUGGCUUGGUGCUUCGUAACUCUGCAGGUAGCAUGGGCAGAGGAGCGAUGCAGCUCGCACUUCGGGAAGACAUGGCAGGGCGAUGCAGAAGUGAACGAAGUCAGCUUCCUGCAGAUGGGUCUGCAAUCCGUGGUGAACAAGCGCGAUAAGGAGGAAGUACUCCGCUUCAUGCACAUUCCAAAGACGGGCGGCACUAGCAUCGACUCUGCCAACUUGCAUCUUCCGCCAGACAAGCGCGCUUACGACUCCUACAUGCUGCAGACAUAUCAGCGCAUUGCAGAUUCACGACACCUGGAGGGUCAGGACCUGGGGGCCAUCUUCGACGAGUCGCACAGCGAUAUGUUCAGCUACAUCAUCUUCAUGGGCCUGAAUGCGGGCUCGUAUCGGAUAAUACCACCGGGAGUGAUAGAUGGAUGCGAGGACAUACACACGCCGCCAUCCCGAAGUGCAGAGGUAGCCCUCUACUACCAGGAGCGCACCACUUUUUGCGCCGUGCGUGAGCCUCUAGCGCGUUACUGGAGUGCCUUCAAGAUGAUUUUCUAUGAAUGUGAUCCAAAGUCUGUGGAAAAGCGCACCUUGAGCCUCAUGACCGAGCUAUCCACUCGCCAAUAUAUGUACAACUGCUUCUUCGUCCCGCAAGUUCAGUCGGUUUGGGGUGUUUCGAACAAGUCUGCUGCAACCCACCAGUACUGCCACCACAUCCUGCACGAAGAGAACUUAGACCAGGAGUUUGCUGAGCUCAUGGCGGAAUAUGGCCAAGGCGUGGAGCUUCCAGCUGCUGAACUGAUGUCCUCCUGGACAGACCAUUGCAACAUGUCAGUGGCUGACCUUACACCACCGACGAAAGCAGCCGUCUAUGAGUAUUUCAAAGCCGACUACGAAGCGUUUGGCUACGCAAAGCCAGACUUCUGA